AUGCCGCCGCCAGAAAAAGAGCAUCCCGCUCAGUCUCUCCUCGCCCGCGCCCACGAAUCCACCACCGCCGCCCAGAUCUUCCGCGAAAAGGUCCAAAAUCGACCUCUACUCCUCCGACCCUCCUCUCCUGACCCUGCCCAAAAUGUGCGCUCCCAACGACAAAAAGCACGACUAGAAAAAGCAAGGGCAAAUCGCAAAUCAAAGAAACCUCGUCCUCUGACCGCAAAGCAAAAACGAGAACUCGGUGUCUAUGAUAUACCAAAGGAACAGCGCAAAUUCGACAUCUAUGUGCCCAUCUGGAAGUUGUGGUGUGCAUAUAUGCGAGAGAUCCUGGGCAUGGAAAAGUCAAGAUACGUGAAUGCUGCUGCGGUGGGACCUUUGUUGGCUAGUGCGGACUAUCACGGUGCGAUGGUUGAUGUCGUCAGGUGUCGCUGUGUGGGAAGAGUAGGCAUCAAGGGAAUCGUUGUCAAGGAUACAAAGUUCACCAUGGAGAUCAUCACGCCCAAGAAUGAGCUCAAGACUGUGCCCAAGGAGUACACCGUCUUCAGGUUCGAAGUACCCUUUGCCGAACAAGACGACGAUGGUGAUAGUCAGAUGGUCGAAUCGCGAAGACCCUUCGUCUUUGAACUUCAUGGAACACAGUUCGAGAACAGACCUGCCGACCGUGCGAACAGGAAGUUCAAACAGCAUAUCGAUCCGGAUUUGUGA
Messenger RNA from Aureobasidium namibiae CBS 147.97, 708 nucleotides. RefSeq names its product RNase P/MRP, p29 subunit. The coding region runs from base 1 to 708 and encodes 235 amino acids. Gene Ontology annotation, biological process: tRNA 5'-leader removal; rRNA processing. The record is from RefSeq and is a predicted model, not a curated record. The transcript is spliced from 2 exons. NCBI's taxonomy places the organism in Eukaryota, Fungi, Ascomycota, Dothideomycetes, Dothideales, Saccotheciaceae. Gene Ontology annotation, molecular function: ribonuclease P RNA binding. Gene Ontology annotation, cellular component: ribonuclease P complex; ribonuclease MRP complex.